AUGGUGCUGUCUGCCGCCGACAAGACCAACGUCAAGGCCGCCUGGAGUAAGGUUGGCGGCCACGCUGGCGAGUUUGGCGCAGAGGCCCUAGAGAGGAUGUUCCUGGGCUUCCCCACCACCAAGACCUACUUCCCCCACUUCGAUCUGAGCCACGGCUCCGCCCAGGUCAAGGCCCACGGCAAGAAGGUGGGCGACGCGCUGACUCUCGCCGUGGGCCACCUGGACGACCUGCCUGGCGCCCUGUCGAAUCUGAGCGACCUGCACGCACACAAGCUGCGCGUGGACCCCGUCAACUUCAAGCUUCUGAGUCAUUGCCUGCUGUCCACCUUGGCCGUCCACCUCCCCAACGAUUUCACCCCUGCCGUCCACGCCUCCCUGGACAAGUUCUUGAGCAGUGUGAGCACCGUGCUGACCUCCAAAUACCGUUAA
Equus caballus (horse) is the source of this 429-nucleotide messenger RNA. RefSeq names its product hemoglobin, alpha 1 (gene HBA). Gene Ontology annotation, cellular component: haptoglobin-hemoglobin complex; blood microparticle; hemoglobin complex. Gene Ontology annotation, molecular function: heme binding; haptoglobin binding; oxygen carrier activity. Gene Ontology annotation, biological process: oxygen transport; hydrogen peroxide catabolic process. The record is from RefSeq and is marked provisional. Lineage: Eukaryota; Metazoa; Chordata; Mammalia; Perissodactyla; Equidae.